Messenger RNA from Aspergillus alliaceus, 2087 nucleotides. Its product is annotated as ribosomal RNA-processing protein RRP9. Gene Ontology annotation, molecular function: protein binding; snoRNA binding. Bases 196 to 2070 code for a protein of 624 amino acids. The record is from RefSeq and is a predicted model, not a curated record. The transcript has 2 exons. Lineage: Eukaryota; Fungi; Ascomycota; Eurotiomycetes; Eurotiales; Aspergillaceae. Gene Ontology annotation, cellular component: small-subunit processome.
GCCUAGCUGAAUCAGCAAUUAGGCGUUACGUUCUUGCGCUUUCCGCCUGCACGGACCACCGGCAGAAAAAAAGUGAAAGUAAGUUGCGCAUCGAAAAAGAAUUCCGAUCGGCUCUAUCGCUUCCACCCGCUCCAAUCGAUUGUGCAUAGUGCAAGAAGUCCUGCUGCGCGGAGCUUCAGCUGAUUUUACGGAGUUAUGUCGUCCUUUUUCACUUUGCCCGCGUCCCAGCGGAAGCGCAAGAGGGAAGACCGCGCCGGAGCCCCCGCGUCGAAGAAACGAGGUGUUGAUGGAGGUAGAGGUUCAGGCGCCAAGGGUUCCAGCAGGGCAAGGGAACGGGAUCAAUCCGUCUCGAGUAGUGAUUUGGACGACGAUGAUAACGAUGAUGAGAGCAUCGUAUCUGGAGUCUCGGGGGAAGAGAGUGGUUCGGAAUCCGAUGAUGGAGAGACAGCCGCAGACCGGAGGUUAAAGCUCGCGGAAAGAUACCUAGACAAUGUCCGAGACGAGGUAGAUGACUAUGGGUUUGAUGCCGCAGAGAUCGAUCGAGAUCUAAUUGCAGAGAGAUUGAAAGAGGAUGUGGAUGAAUUCAAAGGGCGUACAUAUCGUCAAAUAGCCUCAGACCUGUCGUUUUCGGCAGCAUCACAUUCAUUUUUCCGGGCAGACACUCAAUCAACAACGUCCAUUGCUGUCCAUUCACCAUAUGUUUUCACGGUUUCGAAAGAUAAAACGUUAAUCAAAUGGGAACUCGCCACCCCCAGUCAUGCGACCACAGAUUCUUCGACCAACGAACGGAAUAGCUCAUCGAAACGCUCCCCGAGACCGCAGCGGAAAAAGCCGAAACAGGUCAGAUUUGUGCGGGGCUUGCAAAAGAUUGCUGAGAGUAAUGAGGAGCAUGGUCACACUAAGAGUAUCUUGUCUGUGGCAGUAUCGCCAUCCGGGAAAUUUUUAGCCACUGGCGGAGCGGAUUGGAAGUUAAUAAUCUGGGAUGCCGCUACGUUGACCCCUUUGCAGACGUUUACACAGCACCGUGAUUCGGUCAGCGGGCUUGCCUUUGCUCGUCAUAUCUCGACUAUGAGUUCCGGUGAACAACUGUUCUCUGGCUCGUUCGAUCGGACCAUCAAAACUUGGUCUCUGAGCUCCGCAGGAAAUGCUUAUGUUGAGACAUUGUUCGGCCACCAGGACAGCAUCUCAUCUCUUGCUGCGAUGACAAUCGACCAAUGUGUCAGUGUUGGAGCUCGCGAUCGCACCGCCAGAUUGUGGAAGGUUGUUGAUGAGUCGCAACUCAUCUUCCGUGGUGGAUCUGCUAAGCACUCAUAUCAGGAAAACAACCUUGAUUGUGUGGCACCUUUGCCCCCUAAUCAUUUUGUUACCGGCUCAGACUCGGGUGCCAUCUCGCUUUGGUCCGUCCAUAAGAAAAAGCCCCUUCACACAAUAACUCUUGCCCACGGUCUCGACCCUUUACCUCCACUCGAUGAGCUAUCUUCAGAAGUCGAUCCGAAUACCGCCGCGUCAAACGCCCGUCACAUGCGGCGCAACCCUCGCUGGAUUACCGCCUUGGCUACGGUCCCAGGUACAGACAUUGUCCUUAGCGGUAGCUGGGAUGGUUGGAUUCGCGCGUGGAAGAUCUCAGAAGAUAAGAAAACGAUCAUCCCACUAGGACCCGUUGGCGGAGCAUCACUAGGACCGGAUACCCCUUCACAGCAGUUGAAACAGUCCCUAGCCUUCGACAACCCAGUCGACUCCGAUCGGAUGGCUGUCGACGGACCUCGGGAACAAAAGUUGGACGAGAUCAAAGAAGAGGCCGAACCCCUCGUCAAGGGUGUCAUCAACGGUAUUGCCGUUUUCGAACGCCGUGCGGAGACCAGCACCUCCGGUCAAUCUAAGCCUAAGUCGAAAUCCUCCGAACCAGAGCCCCGAGGUCUUUGCAUUGUUGCAGCGGUGGGCAAGGAACACCGCCUCGGCCGCUGGAAAUGCUUCACGAAUAAUUUCCACGAGGGAUCUACACCUGACGGCCGAAAUGGCGCCGUGGUGUUCGAAGUCCCUUUCAUCAAUAAUAACCCCCAGUCUAAGUGAGGCGUAUUUGUGCUAUG